AUGGCGGAUAUCAACGUCGAUGUCCUUGUCAUUGGAGCCGGCCCGACAGGCUUGGGUGCUGCCAAGCGUCUCAACCAUAUCAAUGGUCCUUCGUGGCUGAUUGUCGACGCAAACGAGAAGGCUGGUGGUCUUGCUUCCACCGACGUUACUCCUGAGGGCUUCCUCUACGAUGUCGGCGGCCACGUUAUUUUCUCGCACUACAAGUACUUUGACGAUUGCCUCGAUGAGGCUCUUCCUAAGGAGGAUGACUGGUAUACUCACCAGCGCAUUUCUUACGUCCGGUACAAGGGCCUCUGGGUUCCCUACCCAUUCCAAAACAACAUCUCGAUGCUGCCCAAGGAAGACCAGGUGAAGUGCAUCGAUGGGCUCAUCGACGCUGCCAUGGCCUCUCGUGUUGCCACAACGAAGCCCAAGGACUUUGACGAGUGGAUUCUGCGGACGUGCGGCGAGGGUGUCGCGGAUAUCUUCAUGCGGCCCUACAACUACAAGGUGUGGGCGGUGCCUACUACCAAGAUGCAAUGCCAGUGGCUUGGUGAGCGUGUUGCCGCUCCCGACGUCAAGCUGGUUACCAAGAACGUUAUCCUCAAUAAAGUUGCCGGCAACUGGGGCCCCAAUGCCACCUUCAGGUUCCCCGCGAGGGACGGAACUGGCGGCAUCUGGGUUGCUGUGUCAGAUACGCUCCCGAAGGAAAAGAAGCGGUACGGGCAAAAGGGUGAGGUUACCAAGGUUGACGCUCAGAAGAAGAUUGUCACGUUGAAGGACGGCACCACGAUUGGCUACGGCAAGCUCAUCAACACAAUGGCUGUGGACCAUCUUGUGGAGAAGAUGGGCAACCAGGAGCUGAUCAAACUUUCCAAGGGCCUCUUCUACUCAUCGACCCACGUUAUUGGCGUUGGUAUCCGUGGCGAGCGCCCGGAGCGAAUUGGUGACAAAUGCUGGCUCUACUUCCCCGAGGGCAACUGCCCGUUCUACCGCGCCACCAUCUUUUCCAACUACUCCCCGUACAACCAGCCACAAGCUGAUGUCAAGCUGCCGACGCUGUACCAUGCGGAUGGAAGCAAGCCCAAGAGCAGCGAGGCAAAGGAGGGUCCUUACUGGUCGAUCAUGCUCGAGGUGUCACAGUCCAGCAUGAAACUAGUCGACGAGGCGAAUAUCCUAAAGGACUGCAUCCAGGGUCUCAUCAACACCGAGAUGAUCAAGCCCGAGGACGAGAUCGUCUCGACUUAUCACCGCAAAUUCGACCAUGGCUACCCGACGCCGUCGCUCGAGAGAGAGGGCGUGCUCAAGGAGCUCCUCCCCAAGCUCCAGGACAUGGACAUCUGGUCGCGCGGUCGGUUCGGCAGCUGGCGGUACGAGGUCGGAAACCAGGACCACUCGUUCAUGCUCGGCGUGGAGGCGGUCGACAACAUUGUUUGCGGCGCCGUCGAGCUGACACUCAACUAUCCCGAUUUUGUCAACACGCGCCAGAACACGGAGCGCCGGCUUGCGCAGAGCUUCUACAAUACGGGGUCGGGGUCAGGGUCAGCUAACGGCGUUCCUACAGACGUCUUCCCUGCCAGACCCGCGUCAGGAGCAUAA
Parathielavia appendiculata is the source of this 1578-nucleotide messenger RNA. Its product is annotated as UDP-galactopyranose mutase-like protein. The record is from RefSeq and is a predicted model, not a curated record. Gene Ontology annotation, molecular function: oxidoreductase activity. The transcript is spliced from 6 exons. The coding region runs from base 1 to 1578 and encodes 525 amino acids. Lineage: Eukaryota; Fungi; Ascomycota; Sordariomycetes; Sordariales; Chaetomiaceae.